This is a messenger RNA of Schistocerca nitens (vagrant locust), 4721 nucleotides long. RefSeq names its product zinc finger protein 665-like. Gene Ontology annotation, cellular component: nucleus. Gene Ontology annotation, molecular function: RNA polymerase II cis-regulatory region sequence-specific DNA binding; DNA-binding transcription factor activity, RNA polymerase II-specific. The record is from RefSeq and is a predicted model, not a curated record. Gene Ontology annotation, biological process: regulation of DNA-templated transcription. NCBI's taxonomy places the organism in Eukaryota, Metazoa, Arthropoda, Insecta, Orthoptera, Acrididae. The coding region runs from base 268 to 2382 and encodes 704 amino acids. The transcript is spliced from 7 exons.
GUUGCGUUUUCCGUGGGGUUUCAAUGUGCCUAUUUGCUCCAUAGUUUAGCAAAUAGUGUUAACUUCUUAUUGUAGUAAUGUGCACGUUGAAAACUAUUUUUGUGAAAGAGUGGUGCAUUACCUUUCUGGAAGGAUAUGGGAAAUGUAAUUGAUUGUGUAAGGCGUAAUGGGUAUGUGUAAUUGCCACUGCCAAAAUCCGGCACACCACAACUCCACAGAAGAUUGUCAUGGAUACUCUUACAUCAGAAAUGGCUUACGAGGGCAAUCAUGGACUGCAAGGGAUCUAAUUGGCUGAAAAAAGAGAAGAAUGAAGUAUAUGCUGAAUCAGGCUCCUUGUUUCUUGAAGAUCCACUAAAGAUGCCUAGUCUUCAUAUAAAGCAUGACCCAGAACUGAAACAGGAUUUGGAUGGCACUGAACAUGAUUUUCUUGAAGAUCCACUAAAGAUGCCUAGUCUUCAUAUAAAGCAUGACCCAGAACUGAAACAGGAUUUGGAUGGCACUGAACAUGAUUUUCUUGAAGAUGACUUGGGAAUCUCUCGGUCAAAUGAUUUUAUCAAGAAGGAUCCUGAACUAAAUUUGAAGGUGGAUGAAAUUGAGAAUACUGUGGCAGCCUCAAUAAGAACCGCAUCUGAUAGUACAAGUUUCAUUCGAAGUGCUGGUGAGAACUGUGACACUUCGUUUCAAGAAAUAUUACACCAAGGAGUAGUCAACGACAAGCUGGAGAUAGAUUCAGAGAAGUCAACAGGUUUCACUGUGUGCGGUAGCUAUACCAAAAUACCGAUUUCACAAGAAGAUAGCUUAUUCAGCAUGAGAUGCAGUCGUAGCAUUAGGGAAAAGGAUUUUCACAAGUUUAACUGUAAUUUCUGCCUAAAGAGCUUCCCUUCCAAAUACACACUCAUAAUGCAUGUCUUCAACCACAUUGAUGGUGUGCAGGCACCUGCAUGUGUGUGUAAGUCAUGUGGUGAGGUAUUGCCCACUGAUGACCACUUGAAAAAACAUUUGAGAAUGAGUGAGGGUGACCAAGCAUUAUCUGCUGCCAACAGUGGGAUAUAUGACUGCAGUGAUGGCCAUGAAAACAAUAUCUCCUUGGAGAGUGUACAAGAAGGAAGCAUGGAACAGACCGUGAAGCAGUCUUCAUCCAAGGAAAGUAGGAAAACUUCCAAGAAAUCCUUUAAUGAUAUACGUGAUACACAUACUCUGACACAAGCUGCCGAGAAACCCGAAAGAUGUAAUGAUGAUGGAAAUUUAUCUACAAGUGAUAAUGUCAAUGUCCACAGCGUGCUAAGUGCAAAGAGGUGUCACAGAUGUGAUGUUUGUGCUAAAUUGUUUACUUUGUUAAGUGCUCUUAGGAGACAUCAAUUGAUACACACUGGUAAGCGACCCCACAAUUGCGACGUUUGUGGCAUAUCUUUUACACGCUCGAAUUAUCUUAUGAGGCAUGAGUUAAUACACACUGGAAAGAGACCCUAUAAAUGUAGUGUUUGUGAAAAAUCGUUUACUGAAUCGGGCAAUCUGAAGAAACAUCAACUAAUACACACUGGAAAGAGACCAUAUAAAUGUAAUGUUUGUGAAAAAUCGUUUAAUCAAUUGGGCAAUCUGAAGACACAUGAAUUAAUACACACUGGAGAGAGGCCAUAUAAAUGUAGUGUUUGUGAAAAAUCGUUUACUGAAUUGGGCAAACUGAAGAGCCACAAUUUAAUACACAGUGGAAAGAAACCCUAUAAAUGUAGUGUUUGUGAAAAAUCGUUUACUGAAUUGGGCAAACUGAAGAGACACAAAUUAAUACACACUGGAAAGAAACCCUUUAAAUGUAGUGUUUGUGAAAAAUCGUUUACUGAAUUGGGCAAUCUGAAUAAACACAAAUUAAUACACACUGGAAAGAGCCCCUACAAAUGCAGUGUUUGUGGAAAAUCGUUUACUCGAUUGGUCCAUCUGAAGAGACACGUAUUAAUACACACUGGAGAGAGACCAUAUAAAUGUAGUGUUUGUGAAAAAUCUUUUACUCAAUUGGGCAAUCUGAAGAGACACGAAUUCAUACACACAGGAAAUGGACCCCACAAAUGUAAUACUUGCGGUAAAUCCUUUAGUGUAGUGUACAAUCUCACGACCCACGUCUUCAUACACAAUGGAGAGAGACCCUACAAAUGUAGUGUAUGUGGAAAAUCGUUUAAACAGUUGGGCAAUCUGAAGACACAUGAAACCAUACACACAGGAAAGAGACCCUACAAAUGUGAUACUUGUGGCAAGUCUUUUAAUGCGAAGUCUAUUCUCAGGUCCCAUGUCUUGAUCCACACUGGAGAGAGACCCUACAAAUGUAGUGUUUGUGGAAAAUCGUUUACUCAACCAAGCCAUCUGAAGAGACAUCAAUUAGUACACAUUUAACAGAGAAUACACAAAUGCAAUGUGUGCGAUAAAUCUUUUUCACAACUGGGUCACCUAGAGACACAAAGAUUAAUACACGCAGGGAAGAGUCCCCACAAAUGUGAUACUUGUGGAAAGUGUUUUACUUACGUGGGUAAUCUCAAGAAACCUACAAUAGUACAUACUGGCGAACGACCGUAUAAAUGCAGUACUUGUGGAAAAUAGUUUAACCAAUCGAGUAAUUUCUAGACACAAGAAUUACUUCACAAUAAAAUAGGUUACACAGAUAUAUUUGUGGGAAAUCUUAUACUUAGGUUGAUCGUCUUGAGAAGCAUGCUAUAAUACACACUUAGUAGAGGCUAUUCAAAGCAUUGUCGAGGUUUAUAGCGUUACACGUGUGUUACGAAAAUUGUUUGCAUCUGCUAGAGAGAGGUCAUAGAAAUUGACGAAUCUGCUGCUUGAUGUUUCAAGAAGAUGCAUACUAAAUACUACAUAUGAAUCACAUGGUUGCGAUUUUUUUGUGAUAAAUGCUCCAUGCCUUAAUGAACUGGCUACCAGAAAUUUGUGCAUUGAGAAUACCUUUUACUCGUUUGGGUAGGAGUUCCAAGUGGUAAUAAGGACCCCAUCUUCACCAUGUGAAUGGAACAGUAUGUUGCCAAUUUUUUGAAAGAUACUGUGAAUUCAAGAUUCAUGAAGCUGUAUGCACUUGCCAGGUGACAGCGAAAUGUUCUUAUUAUACAUUCUUCACUCAGACUAUUUAUCUGAACAAUGGAGAAAGAUACAAAAAUCUCCUGAUUAUGCACACAUUUUACUGAGGUAUGCUUCCUUAAUAGUUGCUAUUUGUGUAGUUAAUAAUGUGCACACAUGCGACUCCUCCAUUAGGAAAUAACUGAUGGUGGCGAGUAUGCAGUGAUAAUCCAAAAAUUUCAAUCGUUUGCCUAGUAGCCUUUUGAUUCACCUUCAGAAAGCAAUACAAAAGCUCUUCUGCAUGUAGUGCAUUGGUCUACAUGUCUACACAUAGCUCACACAGUAGCCAUAAAUUGUAGGCUGUUGAUCUGUUGCUGUGUAGACAGUGUGCAAUAGCAUCCCAUAUUCAUUCCAUCAUGAUCUAAUGGGUUGAACAAGGUGGGCAAGACAAGUGUGAGAUAUCAUGCUGUUCAAACCAUUGUAGUGUGAUUAUGGCCCUGUGACUUGGACAGUUAUCCUGCUGCAAGAUGAUGCCACUGUCAGGGAAGUGAUAAAGAGGUUGCAAUAAUGUUUGUAUUGUCCACAGCUGUCAUGAUGCUUUUUCUUGUAUCUCAUAUGAAUAUACCCCAUAGCAUGACAUUGGCUUCAUCUUCCUGCCUCUGUUGUGUGGUACAUGUUUGAAUAACCAUUCAUCUGGAUAAUGGCAUAUCUGGGCACUACCAUUGACCUGGUCGAACAAGAAAUGUCACUUAUCCCCACAUGUGACACAUCUUUAUAGGUAUGCAGUCCAAUCUCAAUUAUCGCAUUUCCACUGCUGCCGUAACUGACAAUGUUGUUAGAUCAACAUGGGAAUACAGAGGGGUUAUGUAACUUGGGGCCUCAUGCUCAACAAUGUCUGCAGAAUUGCUUGAGUCUUGAGCAUGCUCAAGCAUUAUCUCCUUUCUUCAGAUUGUCAUCGACACCACUUUCCAGAGUAGCUAGGCUCUGAUCUCCCAUUCUCUAGGUAAAUCACAAGGAUCCUACACCUUUUUGUCAACUUGUGGUUUCACCAUCUUUCAACGAUGUUCCAUAGAGGCUAACAAUUGGAGCACAUGAGCAGCCAACCAGAUUCGCUGUUAGUGAGAUUCAAUUACCCAGGCACCAGGCAAAACCAUCUGCUCUUUGGCAAAGUUAUUUGUCUGUGGUUUGUCACAUACUUUCACUAGAAUGAUUACCCAUUCGCAUCAGCUUAUACAGUUUCAUUACUGUGUAAUGAAUGCCACUGGGCAGCAUACAGCUGUCUUAUGGAAGUUGAUAUAAUGAUUUGGAUCAACAGUGUAUAUUCACACAAAAGGGUCAUUUGGUAAAUUGUGUAGUCAUUCAAAUUUUCAUGCUUUGUUAAAUUUUAUAUCAAUACACUACUGGCAGUUUGAGCUGUAUUUCUUGUGAAAUAUUUUUGUGUAGUACAAAGCACUGUACAUAAAUCUGAGUUCAUGAAGAGUAGUUAUAUGCAUGAAGUCUUUAAUUAUUUGUCUGUUUUUAAUCGUCAUGUAACUGCUGAACUAACAUACGUGGGAAAACUAUAUCAGAUUAUAAUUACAAUUGUAUAAAACACAAGGACAAUUGAAACAGCACAAAGUGUGAUUACUAGAAUAUAAAUUUAAUCCAAAUGCAUAAUUUUUAUUGUAAUAAGU